UGUACCCGGCCAAAUUCCAGCGUUUUGAAUCUGGAAAUUACAAAGUAAUAAAUUCUUUUAAUUCAGCAGCGUCGAACCAGUGUAAUAGAUGCAAUUCUAAGUACCACUGUACCAGACGUAAAUUAAGUGAGGUAACUGAUAUUUUUCUGCUGUGUAUGAUGGCCUCCAGGGUAUUAUUAUUGAACCUGGAUGUGGCAAGUUUUUGUGAUCAGCAGAUACCAGCUCCCAAUGGAACAUCAAAAAGUUUCCUUCGUUGGUUAAUGUCAUCAUUGUCCAAACUGUUGCAUUUUCUACUGAGAAUAAUAGCAUCCAUGUUGGGCUUAGAAAUGGCAAGUAAUAACAAUCCACAGAUAUCAAGAACAUUAAGUGAGGUUCCAUUGUUCAGGAAUCGUAAAAUUCGGCAAAUAGCUUGUGGCUUAGAGCAGACUGUUUAUGUUUUAGGUGAUGGAACAGUUUACAUUCAUAAUAACAACCAAGGUGAUGUCAUACCAGAGCGUAUGUCUUCUCUGGAUACAUUCUCCAUUGUGCAAGCAGCCUGUGGGGAUGGACACAGUGUGGUCUUAAGUGAUAAAGGUCAAGUAUUGAGUUGGGGUAAUGAUUCACAGAGCCUCGUCAAAAUCAAGCCAAGGGUUAUACAUUUUCCAUCUGAGGAGUUUAUCAUACAGGUCUCCUGUGGAUCAAGACACACACUGGCUCUUGCAAAAAGUGGCAAGCUGUUUGCUUGGGGUGACAACAGCAGUUUCCAGCUGGGAUUCAGCACUUUUUCUUUCUACACCUGUAAUGUACCAACUGAAAUUGCAUGCUUGACGGGUCUGCCAAUCAAGCAAAUAUGCUGUGGAGGUGACCACUCCCUCGCUCUGACGUUUAGUGGUGCUGUCUUCGGCUGGGGGUGUAAUGAAUCAGGUCAGCUUCUGUCUCUUAUACACAUCUAG
Molecule: messenger RNA, 932 nt
Organism: Anneissia japonica
Lineage: Eukaryota; Metazoa; Echinodermata; Crinoidea; Comatulida; Comatulidae
Product: probable E3 ubiquitin-protein ligase HERC4
Exons: 5
Coding region: 156-932 (258 amino acids)
Source: RefSeq, a predicted model, not a curated record